UUCGUGUUCUUCUUAAAUCCUGCAAUUUUCGCGGUCUCGUUUCUCCUCGAAAGCUUUUACUCGUUGUCCCCUCUCUCCUCAGAUUCUCCGUUGAAACGAAAGAGCUAGUUCUAUUAAUCGAAACAAUGGAGCCUCCGAAAUCAGAUAUUUUAUGUGAUCGUUUAGUGACUGGGAACUCAGAAAUUGAUAACUGGAUUUGGAUCAUCGAGUACUUUGCCAAAUUCAAAUCCGAGCUUUGGAUGUUGCAUGAUGUGUUUGAAAUGGGUCCUAAGCUUCCAGAUAAUUUGGGUGAACACACCAAUGAGAUGGUAGCUUUCAGAUGCUUGGCUUCUUUGUUUGAUUCUUCUACUCCUGAACAAAGUAAAGAUGAUGCUGACUCAAAGGUCGAGUUUGAUUUGUCUCAGAGCUGUGAAUAUGUUCUUCAAUGUAUCUUGGAUGAGAUACCUUUAUCGGAACUGAAACCAGGUGCACCAGGACUAUCCAAGUGGAAUCUUCUUCCCUUUAUCAAAAGCAAGCUUCUUUGUCUACCUAAAUGCACUUUGGAACUGAUGCUUGAACCAUCAUCCUGUGAGAAGGAUACUGAAGUAUCGCCUUGUAAUGAGGAAGAGACUCUGAGAAAUGGUAGAAAGAGACUGAACGAGUUACUCCUCCAAUGGCUGAACCAAAUCUUAUGGGGAAAACAAAAGGCGGACAAUCGUUUUGUCGAGACCUUGGAGAUGGGACUGACGAGAUUAGUAGAUCCGAUGUGUUGCACGAAAGAAGAAACGAGGAAUUUCAAAACGAAAGCGAUGGUCAUUUGUCAAGUCCUGCUGAGAAAAUAUACAGAUGCAUACAAUGCAAAGAAAGUGGGAUGCUGUGGUUUUGUUCUAAAGAUGGCUGCCAAGUUAUGGCUGCGAAGUUAG
Molecule: messenger RNA, 902 nt
Organism: Camelina sativa (false flax)
Lineage: Eukaryota; Viridiplantae; Streptophyta; Magnoliopsida; Brassicales; Brassicaceae
Source: RefSeq, a predicted model, not a curated record